AUGGGGUACGUGCAUGGGCGGACAAAGGGUUAUGCACAAGGUCGAGUAACAGCAGAUCGUGUCCUCGACCGUUACUUUACUGCCCCCAGUGACGAUGAAGGUAGCGAUUCGAGAGGUGGCUCUGUUGAGGCGCAGAAUACCCCACGAUUCAGACCAGAACCAGUAUCGCGCACUUCCAGCGAACAAUCACGUCCUCGUACGCCUACACGUCCUCCAACAGCAACGUCCACCCCAGACCUCAUCUGCACGCAGUACUAUGUUCUCCCCUGCCAACGCGAUGGACGACAUUCCUUCAGAUGGUUGGAUUCCAGAAGCUGAUUCUUCUCUCAUCAUCCGCUUGCCACCUCCACAUGAGUUUCAGCGCUCGCGUCGUACGCCCUCCCCCAUUUGUUCAAGUCCUGACACACCUUUGCGCUCCCUACCCCAAGAUCCUGUACUUAUGGUACCAGAGCCUCGAUCUCCUGGCGCGCCAUUAUAUUCGGUCCCUGCUUCGGACUCUCGUAACCAACGAACGGUACGUCGGAGAGCUUCGGGUACGGAAAGUAUGGCCUCUACGAGGACGUCGGAACUAGAGCUGCUUAGUCCUCCGGAGCACCAUCAAUCUAGCGGGCUGAGUGUCAUUCCUGAGGUUACAAGCGUACGUGAGCAGAGUACGCCUAGUAGCCGGAGCAUGAGAGCGAGCGUAGAAGAAGAAGCAGACGAGGGUGGCUUCGUACAUGUUUCUAUGCCAGCCCCGCGUUCGUCUAGAGAACAGAUUCGGCUGCAGAAAACACCGUCUACUAUAUCAGUAGCUAGAUCACCAGCACAACAAUCAACGCGUCCCAUUAGUUCAUCAUCAUCUGGUACCGUCAACAUUACGAUCCAACCGCCCUCACGUCCCGCAUCCAACAUGUCGCAGGUAACACCAUCUGGGCAGCGCGCGUACUUCCUCAGUCCCGCAGACGCUGACCGCCCAUUACCACCACCACCACCAUCGUCGUAUUCUCCAUCACCAGCACACGUGACACCGUCGAUGGUGCCUAUACCGCCUACAGGUAGCACGAUGUAUUCAAACUUACCUCCAGGCCUCCCACCUGGGUUCGUACCCACCGGUCCACCAACCACGCGUUCAUACACGCCAAGCAGCAGCCUAGCACCUGCCAGCUCCUCCCAACACGGUCACCACCAAUACAGCGGACCCACCAACCACCAAUACGCCAGCAACACGAUCGUAGUCCCAUGUAGCCCCAAAACGAUACACGACGACCCGAACGAACCAGUAGUGAUCCCCCCUCCCUCUCAGAAGUUUGGGCCUGAGUCGGAUGACGACUCUAGUGAUACUAGUAGUGAUGCGGGGUUGCAGACGCCGAAGAGGAAGUAUAGGGCUGCGGGGAGUGCGGCGAGUUUGUAUACUGCCACUGCUCCUGGGAGUGGGACGAGGUAUUCCGUGGGGAUGGCUUUGAAUGGGAGUGCGGGUGGGACGCCGAGGGUGGGGUCGUAUGGACGGAGUGGGAGUGUUGGUGGUGGUGGUGGUGGGGAGGGGUAUGUGAGGAGUGGAGGGGAGGGGUAUGUGAGGGGUGGAGGGGAGGGAUAUGCGAGUAUGAGUGCCAGUGGUAGUGGGUUUGGGAGGAUGGCGUAUGUUAGUGAACAGGGGAGUGUGAGGGGGUGAUAUUCACGAUUUAUGAUACGAUGAUUUACGAGUUUGAAUUUACGAAAAGGUGCUGGCUCCUUCUUAUAUGGAUUGGCAUGACAUGCGUUAUAAAUACUCUAUCUUUUGUCUUUAUGGAAUAUGGAAUACAAGGUUAGACUGUUAUUACAAA
This is a messenger RNA of Suillus plorans, 1799 nucleotides long. RefSeq lists its product as uncharacterized. Bases 95 to 1648 code for a protein of 517 amino acids. The transcript has 4 exons. Lineage: Eukaryota; Fungi; Basidiomycota; Agaricomycetes; Boletales; Suillaceae. The record is from RefSeq and is a predicted model, not a curated record.